Molecule: messenger RNA, 2310 nt
Organism: Acanthopagrus latus (yellowfin seabream)
Lineage: Eukaryota; Metazoa; Chordata; Actinopteri; Spariformes; Sparidae
Gene: nprl3
Product: NPR3-like, GATOR1 complex subunit
Exons: 14
Coding region: 258-2087 (609 amino acids)
Biological process (GO): TORC1 signaling; negative regulation of TORC1 signaling; cellular response to amino acid starvation
Cellular component (GO): GATOR1 complex
Source: RefSeq, a predicted model, not a curated record
GUUUCAGCCGGACAGUUUUAGAAGUGACACAAAACAAUCGAAGCAGUCCGUUGGUGCAGAGGGGACGAAAUUCUUCAGGCCUCCUAAUUAAAACCAUUCGGACUGUAAUUAGUCGGGGGGUCGGUGUGUGUGAGUGGCAGACAUCAGCAACAAGCUACAGACAACAAGCUGAUGAUCGAUGUUCGGUCGCCGGUGUCGCUCUCCACCGACUUUAUCGUGACGCAGCUACCGUGUAGCUAGUUAGCUAGAAUGCUAAUAUGAUGUUCAACCCAUUUGCCGGGUUACCAGAUAACCGAAAACCCAUGUACAGUCAGCCACAAAAUGGCGUGUACAAAAGUGGCGAUAAAACAAGCCCUAUUAGCGUCAUCCUGGUUAGCUCUGGCAGCAGAGGGAACAGACUACUGUUUCGGUAUCCUUUCCAGAGAGUGGCAGAGUGUCCGUCAUCUCUUGCAGCCAAACAGCGAAGUCCAUAUGCACUGAACACAGCUGGGGACGGCCUAGAAGAUCAGGAUGGAGAUUCAAGAGAACAAUCUCCACUAACUGACGAACAGUUGGUAGCAGGGUUCUCUGACAUCAUCCUCGCCACCAUCCUGGCCACCAAAUCUGACAUGUGCGGAAAGAAGUUUGAGCUGAAGAUAGACAACGUUCGAUUUGUGGGUCACCCUACUCUCCUUCAGCAUCCUCCGAUCAUUCAGGUUUCUAAGACAGAUCCUUCACCCAAGAGAGAAAUGCCUACGAUGAUCUUGUUUAAUGUGGUGUUUGCACUAAGGGCGAAUGCUGACCCGUCUGUCAUUAGCUGCAUGCACAACUUGUCGCGGCGCAUCGCAAUAGCCCUGCAGCACGAGGAGCGACGCUGCCAGUACCUGACCAGAGAGGCCAAACUGAUGCUGGCUGUCCAGGAAGAGAUUACUACCAUGACUGAGACGGAUGGAAGCCCCCAGUCCCCAUUUAGACAAAUCCUCCCCAAAUGUAAACUGGCCAGAGACCUGAAGGAGGCUUAUGACAGUCUUUGUACAACCGGUGUGGUGCGACUACAUAUUAACAACUGGCUCGAGGUCAGCUUCUGUUUACCACACAAGAUCCACAGAAUUGGUGGCAACCAUAUCCCACCUGAGGCAUUAGAGCACAGCCUUAAGGCAAUAAGACCCUAUCAUGCCCUGCUACUGCUGGAAAGUGAGAAGGCACUGCUGAGUCAGCUCCCCCUGGACUGCUCACCUGCGAUGGUGCGUCUCAUCAAAACCUGCUCAGCUGUGAAAAACCUGCAGCAGCUCGCACAGGAUGCUGACCUGGCCCUACUUCAGAUCUUUCAAAUCGCUGCUCACCUGGUCUACUGGGGCAAAGCCAUCAUCAUCUACCCACUGUGUGAGAAUAACGUCUACAUGCUGUCUCCUCAUGCCAACAUCUGCCUAUAUUCACCUUUGGCUGAGCAGUUUGCUCAGCAGUUUCCCGGUCAUGAUCUGCCAUCCAUGUUAGCCAAGUUUUCACUGCCUGUCUCUCUGGCCGAGUUCAGAAACCCACUGGAAGCUCCUGCACAGGAGGCCCAGCUGAUCCAGAUGGUGGUGUGGAUGCUACAGCGCCGCCUGCUGAUCCAGCUGCACACUUACGUCUGCCUGUUGGUACCGCCCAGCGAGGACGAGCCCGGGUUGAGGGAUGAAGACCCUCCACUGGCUGCCCGAGUGGGAGGCCGCAGUCUCAGCACCCCUAGUGCUCUUAGCUUUGGUUCUCCAACCAGUAGUGAUGACAUGACCCUCACCAGUCCCAGUAUGGACAACUCCAGUGCAGAGUUACUGCCUGGUGGAGACUCUCCGCUCAACAAGAGGAUGACAGAGACGCUACUCGCCAGCCUGUCAGAGCACGAGAGGCAGGUUAUUCUAAACAUCCCAGCUGCACAGAAUCCAGAGGACCUGAGGAUGUUUGCCAGGCUGCUUCACUAUUUCCGGGGACAUCACCACCUGGAAGAGAUUAUGUACAAUGAGAACAUGAGGCGCUCGCAACUCAAGACGCUGUUUGACAAGUUUCGCAGUGUCCUUGUGGUGACCAACCAUGAGGAUCCCAUUAUUUCAAUCUUCCAGUCACCCAUGGAGUAGUGCCACAGAGACGGUAUCGGCUCUCAUCAACUGGAAAAUAUGUCAUUUUGAGAGCAGUAAAUAGCCUGUGCUAAGUACUAUUGCUCCACAAUGGCAUUUUAAGAUGAACUGACACAAUGAUUGCAUUAACGUGUGUGGAUUUACAAAUCAUAGAAAGUGUUUUUUUUCCAUUUAUGAGCCAAUGUGUGUUUACAAUAUUAAAUUAUUUUGUACAUACCCCUCA